Aricia agestis (brown argus) is the source of this 1252-nucleotide messenger RNA. It is a transcript of the gene ODA-Dnal1, whose product is annotated as dynein axonemal light chain 1. Lineage: Eukaryota; Metazoa; Arthropoda; Insecta; Lepidoptera; Lycaenidae. Bases 93 to 734 code for a protein of 213 amino acids. Gene Ontology annotation, molecular function: protein kinase binding. Gene Ontology annotation, cellular component: cytoplasm. The record is from RefSeq and is a predicted model, not a curated record. The transcript is spliced from 5 exons.
UGUAGAAUGGGCACAUCUAUUUUUAGUGUUUUAGUUACUUGGUGCUACUAUUACACUACAGUCUAAACUACUACACAAGCAAUAGGUAUAUAAUGGCUAAAGCGACCACUAUAAAAGAAGCUAUAAAGAAAUGGGAAGAGAAGACCGGUCUGCAAGCUGCAACCGCAACAGAAGUCAGCCUUAUAUUCCAGUGGCCACCCAUAGAAAAGAUGGACAACACGCUGUCGUGUCUCGCCAAUUGCGAGAAACUCAGUCUAUCCACGAACAUGAUAGAGAAGGUGACGGGUUUGAACAGCCUGAAGAAGUUGAGAAUACUGUCACUGGGAAGGAACUAUAUUAAAUCUUUUUCUGGGAUGGAAUGUCUGGCAGACACGUUGGAGGAGCUGUGGAUAUCGUACAAUCUGAUCGAGAAGAUGAAGGGAGUGGGUGCGCUGCGCAACCUGCGCGUGCUGUACAUGAGCAACAACCUGGUUAAAGAGUGGAGCGAGUUUAACAAACUGCAGGAGUUGCAAUACCUGGAAGACCUGCUGUUUGUCGGCAACCCGCUGUACGACGGGUGCGAGCUGGAGGCGUGGCGGGCGGAGGUGGCGCGACGGCUGCCCGCCCUGAAGAAGCUGGACGGAGAGACCGUGCUGAGGGACGAGCCGCCGCUCACUGUCGCCGACAUGCAGGUUGAGGCUGAUUGUGGCGACGCUGUAGAAACACUCGUCAGUGCAGAAACAAAUGAAGUUUAGUAAAAUAUACCUACAAUCUUAUCGGACCUAAGUAAUCAAAUAUCACGAUAAAUAGCUAGGACUGCUUUUAAAAUAUCUGAAAAAAUGUAGUGUAAAAACAUAACACGAUGGAAUAUCAAAAAUAUUUAUUUACAUCUUCAUUGAAGGCAUUUUCUCCACUGGGAACAUUGAAUGGCAACAUGGCAACCCAUAAACCAUAGACACACAAAUAUAUAGACAAAUAUAUUUUUUUUUGCUAAGGCGUCUUCCGCCGAGCAAAAAAUGGUACUUAAUUUUAUAAACAAAACAUGGCAGCGCGAAAAUUAUUUUAUGAAUUUCAACAAUAAGUUUACCAUCGCAAAAACUUAAAAACUAGUCUAAACGGUCACACUGAUAUACCAGAUCCUCUGUCUUUAUCAUAAUAUACCAAAUUACCCACAAUUUGAGCUCAAUAUACCAAACAUCAUGCACUUUCUACUUAAAUGAGCAAAACAAUUUUAAAUACUUCAAUGUAAAAACAGAAAACCACAAAGGAAAAA